UGAGUGUAUCUGCAGCUGGAGAGACAAGCAAUGACAGUGUGCAGUCACUGAUCAUGCCGAGCAGCAGACAGGAUGAGGCUGACCGGACCCUCUGGGUGGGAAACUUGGAUUACAAAGUGAAGGAGGAGAUCCUGUAUGAGCUCUUUCUGCAGGCAGGACCAUUGAGCAAAGUGACCAUUGCUAGAGAUAAAGACGGCAACACCAAGUCUUUUGGGUUUGUCUGCUUCCAGCAUACAGAAUCUGUGCCAUAUGCUGUAGCAUUACUGAAUGGCAUUCGCCUGUAUGGCCGGCCCAUUAAACUUCAGUAUCGAAUAGGGAGUUCCCACUCUUCAGAAUCGGACAGCGUUUUCCAGGGACCUGAAAACAGCUUUGUCAGAAGCCCUGUAGACUAUGGAAUGCCUGUAUCUUAUCCUGCACCUCCUGCUAGCAGCAGCUUCUUCUCUCAGGCAUAUGCCUAUUUUCAAGGAAUGAUGAACCAGUUCUUCACUGUACAGAAUCCUGCAUGUGGAUGGACAGCUCCAGAGCAGCAAGGCUAUGAACAGUUCUUCCCGUGGAACGAACAGACUUCAAUGAAUCCAUAUCCUGGACCUCAGCCAAGCUGCAGUUUUGGACCAAGUUCUUCCAGCUGGGAUUCAGAGAUGGCUUGGGACUGUAGAACUGGCCCAUGUGAAACAGGCCCUCAGAAUCCUAAGAGAACUGUGGAGAACAGAGACAGCGAUAGCUCUGAAACAAGUCUUCGGGAACUCAACCCUAGUAAAAGACAAAGAAAGCUCAGAGCGAAGAAAAAAAAGAACUUGGUGUAUUGCACUAAAUAG
Messenger RNA from Staurois parvus, 815 nucleotides. The record is from the annotation of a GenBank genome assembly. NCBI's taxonomy places the organism in Eukaryota, Metazoa, Chordata, Amphibia, Anura, Ranidae.